UUUUUUCCUUGCAGGCUCCGCCUUGAAGUACUCUUACUCGUUCAGUCAUUUACUCAUUCACUCAUUCACCUCGAGACUUAACUCCUUUCGCAUUACCCGGCUUUGUACACUUUUCUUUUGGAUCUCGAUCUCCAUUGACCACAUUCCACCAGACCUUCAUUCCGUUAGGGGUCUGUCGCAUUCCCUCAACUUCUCUGUCCGACUGCUCUGGUGCUUGUCGCAAUGGCCACAGCUACUGAUGAUGCCUUGACCAAGGUGUCCACUGAGGCCGCCACCGAGCUGAUCAACAGCUUCUACCCUGCGCUGAAGAACGACCGCAGUUCCAUCGCCUCCUUCUACCUGCCUACACCCACGAGUAUCCUCUUCAACGGCAAUACGGUUGCCGAUGGCGCCGCCGUACAGGAUAUCUUCCUGAACCAGAUGCCCGAGGCAUUCUACGAAGUGCAGUCCUUUGACUGCCAGAUCAUCAACCGCGCAUACCCGACCACGACCGCCACAGGCCUCAAGCCCACCUCCGAGAUGACCGUUAAGGACAUGUCUAUCCUCGUCAUGGCCAGUGGAAACGUGCGGUAUGGAGAGAACCGCGACUUGCUGCCGCGCGGGUUCAGCGAGACGUUCGUGCUGGUGCCAAACCCGAGCUCUGAUCGUAAGCGCCGGCGAGACUGGCUGAUUCAGAGCCAGAAUUUCCGUUUGGUUGUUUGAUUUUGCCGUUUGGUCGAAAUGGUGUGUGAUGGACUAAAGUGCCCAGCGUGGGUGAAUAUGAUAAUCAUGAGCUGUUACGAUAUUACGAGGAUGUAGAUCAGGUCGUCACAUAAAGUAAUGAGCGAGGGAGUAUCGAAUUGAUCAAAAUUCAUCUUUCAGUGAGAGAUCGGAAACCACAUUUUCGGCAGCAUCAAGACUGCGACGCUGCAGAUUGAGUUUUGCGUGGUAUACGCAGAUUUGCUUUGACUCUUUCUAACAAUUCAUCGCGUGUUGC
Messenger RNA from Penicillium brasilianum, 976 nucleotides. Lineage: Eukaryota; Fungi; Ascomycota; Eurotiomycetes; Eurotiales; Aspergillaceae. The record is from the annotation of a GenBank genome assembly.